AUGGAGGACGAAGCGAAGCAACUGCCUCCUGGACUGACCCAGGAGGAGUGCCCCCAGAGCCGGCCGCAGUACUCGAUACCAGGCAUUCUACACUUUAUACAGCAUGAGUGGGGAAGGUUCGAACUCGAGAGAGCCCAAUGGGAAGUUGAACGAACAGAACUCCAGACGAGAAUAGCUUUCUUGCAAGGCGAACGCAAGGGACAGGAGUGCUUGAAGAAUGAUCUGGUUCGCAGAAUCAAAAUGUUGGAGUACGCUCUCCGGCAAGAAAGAGCGAAGUACGAGAAGCUCCGUAAGGGUGGAACGGAAGCGACCGAGGAAGAGGAGAAACCGCCACAGUUCGAGGCGGACGAAAUGAACUUCGGCGUCUUCCAGGGUCCUGGGAACGCACCAGGGCCAGUGCUCACCUGGAAACAGGGGAGAGAACUCCUAAGACAGUAUCUCCAGGAAAUCGGCUUCACGGACACGAUGAUCGAUGUUCGGAGCACAAGGAUCCAAACACUGCUAGGUCUACAGACUUCGCAUUCGAGCACCGACGGACAUCCGGCGGCAACGCCAGCCGCGGCAGUAGGCGCCGUGAAUGGCAAGGCUAAUCUCGAUACUCAGAAACGAGUGGCCAAAAAGGAAAGGGUGGAUGUGCUCAGAGACGCCGAAGCCUCUGUUCUAGCCACGUUCGACUUUUUGGCUGCCGAAGGAGCUCCCGGCUCCGACGGUGCCGAUGAAGAAGACGAAGACGAUGUUGUGAUGGGGACGCCAGGAGUCGACGAAAUGCAGCCUCCGUGCACCCAAGACCCUGAAGGAACCCUCGGUCUCGGGGAACUUGCAGGACUCACAGUCAACAACGAAUUCGAACCUCAAUCAAAAGACCUGCCGAAAAAGUGGAACGCCAAAUACACUCUACGUAGCCAUUUCGACGGUGUGAGAGCCCUCGUGUUCCAUCCCGUGGAAGCGGUUCUGCUCACCGGCUCCGAAGACAACACGCUCAAAUUGUGGAACUUGAAAAAAACUGUCCCGGCGAAAAAGACAGCCGCUCUCGACGUCGAGCCCUUGUACACGUUCCGAGGACACACGGGGCCAGUCCUGUCGUUAGUAAUGAAUCCAUCUGGUGAGAGAUGCUACUCGGGCUCUUUGGAUAGCACCAUCUGCGUUUGGAAUUUGCCCAAUUGCAACGUCGAUCCCUACGACUCCUACGACCCCGGGGUCCUCGCUCACACACUGACGGGUCAUACGGACGCCGUUUGGGGCUUGGCCAUGCACGCCUCGAGACCACAGUUGCUCUCCUGCUCGGCGGACAGCACGGUUCGGUUGUGGAGCGUAGGGGAUCAACCGGCUCUGUCCGAGACGUUCAAAUUCGAUGCGGUCCCAACGACAGUGGACUUCAUUCGCUCGACGAAUUCGCAUCAGGCCGUCGUCGGCUACAGCAACUCGGAUCUUGUCGCGUUAGAUCUGGAAACCGGUAAACCAGUAACUCGCUAUGAGACUACGGGUUGCGGUCAAAUCAACCGGUUGGUGUCCCAUCCGACGUUAGGCAUCACUGUCACUGGGCACGAAGAUCGCUGUAUCCGGUUCUUUGACGACGCCACCGGAAAACAGAUCCACUCGAUGGUGGCUCAUCUGGACGCCGUUACUUCGAUAUCGAUCGAUCCGCACGGACUGUAUCUGCUGUCAGCCAGCCACGACUGCUCGAUUCGAUUGUGGCAUCUCGAUAAUAAAACCUGCGUCCAAGAAGUCACCAGCCAUCGGAAGAAGUUCGACGAGGCUGUCAACGACGUCGCUUUCCAUCCGUGCAAGCCGUACAUAGCGUCUGCGGGAGCCGAUUCGAUCGUCAAGGUAUUCGUCUAG
Molecule: messenger RNA, 1839 nt
Organism: Galendromus occidentalis (western predatory mite)
Lineage: Eukaryota; Metazoa; Arthropoda; Arachnida; Mesostigmata; Phytoseiidae
Gene: Cka
Product: Connector of kinase to AP-1
Exons: 5
Coding region: 1-1839 (612 amino acids)
Molecular function (GO): protein binding
Source: RefSeq, a predicted model, not a curated record